GGCAGUUUUUCCCGCGUGAACCAGCGUGGGGAACAUUCUCGCACCAAAGUUUUAACUCGAAGUUAUGAAGCUUUUCUAAAAUUGUUCUUUCGUUGGUGUGCUGUUUCGAUCGCGUAACAACAAUGGCUUCAAGGACCUGUAUAUUUGUCAUCAUUUGCCAUCUGAUCUACAUGAUAUCGGCCCAAGAGGUCGUCAAACGUGUACCACAAGGCUUUGUAGGCAUGCGCGGCAAAAAGUACACCGACAUAGACUCCGCAGAGGUUGAGCAUUUCUUUAAAAGAAAACCACAGUUCUUCGUAGGAGUGAAAGGGAAGAAAAGCUUUUUGAAUCCUUUAGAACAGGAUGCGUUGAAUUACAAACGAGCUCCAAUGGGUUUUGUCGGUAUGCGAGGCAAGAAGGAAUACUUGACGGAGGACAACAUGUACUAUCCGGACGGCUAUAGUUACUUGCCAAAGCCGGCCGGCUCCCUCAUCGGUCAGAUCGAUUAUUCAACUAACGAUGAAAUAAAACAUUCAGAUACACCUAUGUUGAACGAACUCAUAACUGAAUAUCUGCAGAAGUUGGAGAAUGUGAACUCUGGUGAAUUUGUCAGUAAAUUACCACGAGCGGUAGACGAGACAUCAGACGAGCAUUUUACUAAUGAGAUCGACAAAAGAGCGGCAAAUAUUCACCAGUUCUUUGGCGUCCGUGGAAAAAAAUCUGUACACAACAAGCGACCUUACGACCUGACCUUCCGCGGCAAAUUCAUAGGGGUGCGAGGUAAAAAGGACGCCAAGUACAACGGAAUGCAGGAACUUAAGUUUUUGUUGGACCAGAGCGCCCCGUGGCCUAAAAGGAAGACUCAGAUGGGAUUUUUCGGUAUGCGCGGCAAGAAAUGGACUGAUGAAGCAGCGAGCCCUGAAGCCGACGUCACCAACUAAAAGUCUUUUCCUAUUCAGUCUAUUUCAUUUUAUGAAGGAAUCUACUACAUUUAUUAACAUAUCCUAUAUAAUACAAUGUAUUUUCUUGCCAACUACUUACUUACUUACAUGAAAUUAUUAGGAGAGGCUUAUUCUAGCGUUUAAUUAGGAAUUCUAGUCAAAAUAUUUGAUAUAUUAAAACAUUUAUGAAUUAUAUUUAAAUAUUAGAUUACAUAUUAUAAGAAAAUGCAAGUUUUAUAUAUUUAUUUCAAAUUGAAUAUGGCAAGUUAAAAAGUAUUAUAAAUAUAUUACUAUACGUACUUCUCUGUUUUGUUUUUAUUAUAAACUGUUUUUAUGUUUGUUGGAAAAAAAAUCAUUUUAUUGUUAUCAUUAAAUACCUACAGCAAAAUUAAGUACGAACCAUUUAUUUUUUUGAGACGUAGGUAAUUCCUGUAAUUAGGUACAAUUUCUUUAAAAAACAUUAUUAUCGUAACUGCAUGCUUUCUAAACCUAUAUUUAUAUUAACAUUCGCUAUGGCUAUGUCAUAGUUAUUGUAUAAAACAUGUUCACACUUUAAAUAUAGCUGUUCUAAAUGUUUGAAAUAAUAAUACUUAUGUCUUAAGUACAUUUUGUGAAGGCUGGCAAAAUGUUAACUCUGUAUAAUAAAUGGGAAAGUAUUAAUAAACGCAGAUGCCAUUUUGAUUGUACAAACUCA
Molecule: messenger RNA, 1614 nt
Organism: Pectinophora gossypiella (pink bollworm)
Lineage: Eukaryota; Metazoa; Arthropoda; Insecta; Lepidoptera; Gelechiidae
Gene: Tk
Product: tachykinins-like
Exons: 3
Coding region: 123-920 (265 amino acids)
Source: RefSeq, a predicted model, not a curated record